Molecule: messenger RNA, 2092 nt
Organism: Esox lucius (northern pike)
Lineage: Eukaryota; Metazoa; Chordata; Actinopteri; Esociformes; Esocidae
Product: docking protein 3
Exons: 6
Coding region: 409-2067 (552 amino acids)
Biological process (GO): cell surface receptor protein tyrosine kinase signaling pathway; positive regulation of MAPK cascade
Cellular component (GO): cytoplasm
Source: RefSeq, a predicted model, not a curated record
UUCUUGCAGCACUGACUUAGCUAAUAUUUACUUCAGUUAAGUGUAGUUGCUAUCACAGUAUUUUGUGGUUGUUCCACCUAGUUAAGGAAAGAAAGCAACAACUGUAUGUUACUCAGGAAAAAAGUUAAGUUACUAAAAUCUAAAAUGCGUACAUGAAUGCAAAAUGUUAAGAAUAAAUAUACAAUAUACUUUUUUGUGCUGUGUGGAAACAGGCAGGGCUCAGCUAGAUAGAGAUUGCAUCUUUCUCUGGUAAAUGUCAUGGUGAUGACAGCAGUGGAGGGGAAGCUAAACAUCUAGAUACUGCUGAUCUGCAGAUGUGCUGUAUCUCAGGGUCUUCUGUUGGCAUCCUUGCUAUUACCAACAUUACCUUACUAACAUUGACUAAGCUGUGGAUUACUCUCACAAACCAUGGAGGUGGUGUUCAAGGAGGGAAUUCUUUACCUUCAAAGAAACAUGUUUGGAAAGAAGACCUGGAAGAAGACAUGGGCGAUGCUCUACCCUCCUAGUAUAUUCGGGAUUGGCAGACUCGAGCUCUACGACCUUGACUGCGACAAUGCCGACACCGCCUCCUCCCCCAGCUCCCAGUUGACCAGGAGCCCUUCAGAGAGGAAGUUGGUUCGGCUUUGUGACUGCCUCAAUGUGACUCCUGCCUCAGAGGACACAUGCCCUCCACCUCCAUCGUCUCUUUACAAUGAUUCAGACUUCAGGGCCUUCUGUGUGAACACCACCCAGAGAAUCUACACUCUGGCCUCCGAGGACCAUCAUGACUGGCUCAAGGCACUCUCCCAGCUAGCCUUCCAGACAGAGCCUGUUGGCUGGAUGGACCCCAGAGAGAAGAGGAGAGCAGACCGGGGCGGAAUGAAGAUGGAAGAAAAUGGCAUCUAUACAACCUGGAAGACAGCCCAGUACCAGGUGAAUGUUCAGACCAAUGAGGCAUCAAGGAGAUGUCAGCUGACAGGAAGUUACCUCCUAUCCCCAGAGCAAGACGGAAUCUUGCUCCAGGACCUUCAGAACCGUCAGACUCUCUACUGUUGGCCCUACUACCUGCUACGCCGAUUUGGACAGGUCAAGGGGGGAUUCUGCAUUGAGGCAGGGCGCCGUUGUACUUCAGGAGAGGGUCUUUUCACCUUCAUGUCUGAGCAUGCUCCUCAAAUCUACAGGACAAUCAAAGACGCCAUUGCUCAGCACAGCGAGAUGGACCAUGAAGACCACAAAACCCUUACCCAGCAUCUAAUUCAGUCAUCCCCCUCUCCUCUCUCCUCUCCUCAGCUUUCACGUAAAACCUCAUCUUCUAGCAGUCCUCACACCUCCUUCGGUCUUCCCCGCCCUCCUUACUCUUCCUCUCCUCCACAUCCUCACACCUCUUCUUCAUCCUCUCGUCUACCUAAAAAACACAAAGGCCAAACCCAUUCCCUGACCGACUUUCCAGACCGGUCUGCUACCCCUCCUCUACCCAUGAGAAACAAUGUCUUACCCAGCACUCCAAUGAAAGCUCCUGUUACCGACUCGGACCUGUGGCAGAAACGCAUUCCUGAGUCGGAUGGUUAUCUGUACGCCACUGUGAAGGACCAAAUCGUCCCUGUGCCGCAGCGAACGCCAGCCCCUCUCCGGAUGCAGCACAGCCUGCCUCUUCAUGAGGAAGAGGAGGAAGAGGACUCCGAAGAGAGAUGCCACUCCCUGGAUGCCAUCAACCUGGACAAACUGGGUUUGGGUGGGGCAGGACAGGGAGUGGAAGAAGCCUGUACUUAUUACAAUGUCAGGAAGGGUUUAAUUAGGAGGGCAGAGGAGAAGAGAGAGAGAGUGGGAGAAAGCUCAGAUUGGGUUUAUGCUGAGGUGAACAAGCCCCCACUGACACAGCCACCGCCUCCAGCCCAGACCCAGUUCCUGGGCCAGCUACGCGGGGGAGAGGAGACGGGCUCGCUGGGAUCCGGAGGCUCUGUCACCACUUUUAAACAGAAGCUCUCUGACAUCCUGUGUAAAGACCUGGCUAAGUUCCAGCCCCCCGUUUACCCCCGGGGCCCGCCGUCACCAAAAGCCAGUGACUCUACUAAUGCCUAUCAUUACUAGAGGAAUUCCAGGAAGGACUGGGGUG